Molecule: messenger RNA, 858 nt
Organism: Stomoxys calcitrans (stable fly)
Lineage: Eukaryota; Metazoa; Arthropoda; Insecta; Diptera; Muscidae
Source: RefSeq, marked provisional
AGUAGAUAUUGACGUACAGCACGUACCACACCAUAUCUCAUACACAGAAAGAAGAAGUAAAUACGAAUUCACAGAUUUGUAGGAAGAAAAUAGAAAAAUAAAAACAGAAAACACUCACAGAUAGCUGCUGCUCCUCCAUACAGAGUUUAAUUAAGAAUUCAACAAACGCUUUCUUAACACCUCACAUUAACAGAUACCACAAACUUUUAGUGAAAUAGUCCCCCUCCUCCUGAGUCUACCCACUUCCCCUCCAGCAAAGACCAGCAGCAGGAAGAGUAACCAGCAAUCAGCACCCCAUCCAGCCAGCCAGCUAGCCAGCCUUUGGGUAAGGACCUCAAUGGUUAUGAAAACAAUGAUGCUGUGGCGUUUCGCAUUAUCCCUGCUGGUCUGCCUCAUCUGUGCAUCCGUGGUGGUCCAAUGUGAUGAGAAGAAUAUUAACAAAUUGCUCAACAAUCAGGUGAUUGUCAGCCGCCAGAUAAUGUGUGUUCUCGAAAAAAGUCCCUGUGAUCAAUUGGGACGUCAACUUAAAGCCGCUCUGCCCGAAGUUAUUGUACGCAAUUGCCGUAAUUGUUCACCACAACAGGCCCAAAAUGCUCAAAAAUUAACUACAUUCCUACAAACGAAAUAUCCGGACGUCUGGGCCAUGCUGCUGAGAAAAUACAAAACAUAAACUGUGAAUGCCAAAACUUCUAUGCAGAAUGUUAAUCCUAACUAAGAUGGAGCAAACUAUUACAACUAUUCCUAAAACAAUAAUACAAUUCAACCCCAUGCGCACUUUUAAAUAACACUACUAUAUAAUAAAUACAAUAGAAACAAAGUAAAUAAGUAAAUGCCAACAUACAUUGAUGUAAAAAAAAA